AUGUCGGCCACGCUCAUCCCGGCCAACCCGGCGGACGUCAUGGUCAUCCGCAACGUGACGCCCAACGUGGCCACGUUUUCGGUGCCGUUUCUGCGCUUCGGCAAGAUUAAGAUUGGCGGCCGAGGCACCGUCGUCAAGCUCAGCUCGGGCGCGCUCGCCGUCUUCUCGCCGACGGCGCUGACCGACGACGUCAAGGCCAAGGUGGCCGAGAUGGGCGGGCAGGUGGCGUACAUCGUCGCGCUCGACUUUGAGCACCACAUCUUCAUCUCCGAGUGGUCCAAGGCGUACCCGGGGGCCAAGCUGGUGGGCGUCGAGGGCCUGCAGGAGAAGCGCGACAAGGCGGCCGGCAGCGACGCCAAGAUCGGCACGGAGCGCUUCGACGUCGUCUUCACAAAGGCCAACAAGCGCGAGACGCGCAUCGGCGGCGACUUCGACGCCGACUUUGAGUACGAGUACGUCGACGGGCACCCCAACCUGGAGCUCGUCUUCCUGUACCGCCCGGACCGCGUCGUCAUCGAGGCCGACCUGCUCUUCAACCUGCCCGCCACGGAGCAGUACAGCCGCGUGCCCGAGGCGGAGCGCAACAGGAGCGGCGGCCUGCUCGAGCGCGUCUUCCUCGGCGCCCAGGGCAAGAAGGGCGAGGAGCCCACCUGGGUGCGCCGCGCCAACUGGUACCUGUCCAAGGACCGCGCGAGCCUGACCGAGAGCGUCAAGCGCAUCGCCGCAUGGGACUUUGACACGGUGGUGCCCUGCCACGGCGACACGCUCGAGGGCGACGGCAAGGACGUCUUUGUCAAUGUGUUUAAGUGGCACAUUGAGGGCAAGCACUGA
Molecule: messenger RNA, 831 nt
Organism: Purpureocillium lilacinum
Lineage: Eukaryota; Fungi; Ascomycota; Sordariomycetes; Hypocreales; Ophiocordycipitaceae
Source: RefSeq, a predicted model, not a curated record